GAAAGCAACCUUCGGGAAAGGACAGAAGCAUGAGUUGAAUGUUUCCACUUACCAGAUGUGUGUGCUGAUGCUGUUCAAUAAUGCUGAUCAGUUGAGUUACAAAGAAAUUGAGCAGGCCACAGAAAUACCUGCCUCAGACUUGAAGAGGUGUCUACAGUCUCUGGCCUGUGUUAAGGGGAAAAACGUUCUACGGAAGGAACCCAUGAGCAAGGACAUAGCCGAGGAUGAUGCCUUCUUCUUCAAUGACAAGUUCACAAGCAAGUUUGUAAAGGUUAAGAUAGGCACUGUGGUUACACAAAGGGAGACUGAACCAGAAAAUCAGGAAACAAGGCAAAGAGUGGAAGAAGAUAGGAAACCCCAGAUUGAGGCAGCAGUUGUUAGGAUCAUGAAGGCAAGACGGGUGUUGGAUCACAAUAACAUUGUCACUGAGGUUACAAAGCAGCUGCAGUCCCGGUUUCUGCCAAAUCCUGUUGUAAUUAAAAAGCGAAUAGAGUCCCUUAUCGAGAGGGAGUUCCUAGAGAGGGAUAAAGCGGAUAGGAAAUUAUAUCGGUACCUUGCUUGAAAAAAAAAACUGUGUUGUUUUUUCACCUUGUCAGGGCCUUUCACCUGGGUUUGUAAUUUCUCCUCCAUUUGUAAGUUUGACUGUUGUUCUUGAAUUAUUACAAGUUCAGGCUGAUUUUACUCCA
This is a messenger RNA of Pistacia vera, 686 nucleotides long. RefSeq names its product cullin-3A-like. Gene Ontology annotation, molecular function: ubiquitin protein ligase binding. Gene Ontology annotation, cellular component: cullin-RING ubiquitin ligase complex. The coding region runs from base 56 to 562 and encodes 168 amino acids. The record is from RefSeq and is a predicted model, not a curated record. Gene Ontology annotation, biological process: protein ubiquitination; ubiquitin-dependent protein catabolic process. Lineage: Eukaryota; Viridiplantae; Streptophyta; Magnoliopsida; Sapindales; Anacardiaceae. The transcript has a single exon.